Phytophthora sojae is the source of this 795-nucleotide messenger RNA. RefSeq lists its product as hypothetical. Lineage: Eukaryota; Oomycota; Peronosporomycetes; Peronosporales; Peronosporaceae. The record is from RefSeq and is a predicted model, not a curated record. The transcript has a single exon. The coding region runs from base 1 to 795 and encodes 264 amino acids.
AUGGCAGACCUAGCGAUCUCUGUCGACGAGUUCAAUGCCGCAGGGUGUGAGGCGUUAACUUGUGCUGACUCAAACGGUGGAACAGCUCAAACCUAUAAAGCUUGUCGUCAAAGCCCAGUUGAUGUGCUAGCAGCCUCGAAAUGCGUUGUGGAAGUCUUUGAAAGUGACAGCAGCUCGAACGGCAUCGUGUGGUCGACCGGUGGCAACUCAACCACGCUCCCAGAUAUCCGAGUCGUUAAGAACUCAGGCGUCACCUCGUGCGGGUGCAGCUACACCGUUUACUCGAUUCACACGGCAUCACCACUCGAGCAAUCUUCAAUUGAGAGCGGAUGUCCCGCUGAUCCACGGUCUGCGUCCCUGGUUAUCCCGUGCUACGGAAACGAUACUGUUCCAGACGCGUUGCGAGACCGAAUCACAACUCCAAAGGGGUCCGACUGGGUAAUUCAAUGGAUCUUAGAGCAUGGGGGCUUUGAUCCGACAACGGAAUCAUCCAGAGCGCCAUCUCAAGGUUCUGCAUCGGCGACGACGGAGGCUGGCGGCGGUGGCGGCGGUGGAUUGAGCUGGUGGUGGCUCCUGAUCAUUGUGCUACUCAUCCUUCUGUUGAUCAUUGCAACCGUUGUUGCUUGUCGCCACUGCCACCGUCUAAGCCGCUUCACCUCGCCGCCUGAUAACACCACGUAUAUCUUCGUCGGUGGUCGGAUGUGGGCCGUCGAAGAUGAUACUCAUGGUCGAGGAGCAGGCUACUGGCUCCGAUUCGCGAACUGGUGCAGGAAGACAUUCAACUUUUUCAACUAA